Molecule: messenger RNA, 1341 nt
Organism: Effrenium voratum
Lineage: Eukaryota; Dinophyceae; Suessiales; Symbiodiniaceae
Source: the annotation of a GenBank genome assembly
AUGGGUGAAAGCUCGACCCACGGGGAGCCCAUCGCGGCUUCGACUGCGAGGGGGGGCCGCGGCACCUCGGCACUGUUCAGCAACGACCGGCGCUUCCAAGGCUUCACGCUGAAGCAGUCCCUGGCGCUGCGUGUGGUGCCCGAGCUCGCCAUCCCGCGCAAGGCCACUACGAUUCGGAUCUUCUUCCAGUGCCGCUCGCCUUUGCCAGGGCAGGUCCUGCUGCGAGUGGAAGCGCCCCAUGGCGUGGACUUCGACCGCGGCUGCCUGGCGGAGGUGGGAGGAGUCUACAGCGGCUGCGCUGGCUUGGGCAACAUCGCUGUGGCGCAGCGGGAGGGCCUCACCGUGGGUGACCACGAGUUGGCCUUGAGGGCGGUGAACCCGGCGCGCACGCCGCAGCCCAACUGGUGGCUGCUGGAAUCCUUCGCGGACCUAGCGCUGCAGACGGUCUUCGAGGGGCCGUUUGAGCAAGUGAGGCAGAGUGGCCGUGGUGAUGGCUAUGAGCUGUUGCAAAGCCUGCAGGCAACGGUGAGGCCCAGCAGCCAGCAGCCAGGGCCAAUCAACAUCUUCCUGUGGCUCAAGCCCCGGCAAGCCGUGCCUUUGGGCGGGCGCUUGGAGUUGCACGCGCCGCAGGGCUUCGAGAUGUCCUGUGAGCCUCCGCUGGUGCUGCUGGCGAUGCCCCCAGGCAGCUGCGAGGCCUUCCACGUCCCGGGGCUGGACGACCACGACGUCGUGGACUUCCGCCUGGGAGGCGCUUUGACCGCCGGCGGCGAGUACGAGCUCUCCGUAUUCUCCAGAAACCCCACCACCAUUCCGAGCAGCCUCAGCCGCUGGGGUGUGCUGCUGUCGGGUGAUGAGGUCCUGGAAGCCAACAUGGAGGUGCCACAGUACCCUUUGACGGACUUCGGUAUGGAGCUCCUCUCGCUUCAGUCGAGCAACGCCGCUCCCAAUGCCAGCAACGAGGUGCGCCUGCAGCUGCGCUUCCGCAGUCUCUCGCUGAGCGGCAUCAGCGAGAUCCGCAUUGAAGCCCCUCCUGGCUGGGACUUCCGGCCGCUGUGCACCCGCUUUCAGGACAUCACCGGUGGCUGCCAAACGCGGUGCACCUACCAGCUGCCCUAUGCCGAGGAGCGCGGCCAUCACACGUGCCCGGAGGCGAAUGUGUUACUCUUGCUGAUGGACCGAUCCGCAGUCAUUGAGGGCGUCUUCAUCCUGAUGCUUGCAGUGGUGAAUCCUCACGCAGCACCUCCCCAGAACCUUUGGAGCGUCCCGCGUCGCUUUGGGGCAUGGUGCGUUGUUGGGACUUUGGAGGACACAGCCGCCGGGGGAUUCCUUCAAAUCAUCUGA